ACACUAAUAGCAAGUUAAUAAAUGGUAUAAACAUGAGAAUUGUGCAACUCCGCCGCGGUCGCUUUCUGAAGGUGGUGCUAGGCAUCACUGGGCUAGUAGGACUUCUGUUACUUCUGGCGUCCCAGUCUCCACAUGGAGCCUCUAUCAGAUCUGCAGGUGCUCUUAUGAGCAAAGCCAAACAGGAGGUUGCUUUUUUACCGGAUAAAAUGGGGAACUUCGAGCCGCCCAAGCCUCCAACACGAGUAGGUCCUGGGGAGGGAGGUAAGGCCCACCUCUUAUCCCCCAACAAGCAGAAUGAAGGGUCCCAGUCUAUGAGUGAAUAUGGCAUCAACAUGGUGGUGUCGGACGAGAUUGCUAUGGACCGAGUGAUUCCGGACACCAGACAUUCAGAGUGCCAACACUGGGAAUAUCCUGAGGACUUGCCAACAACAUCUGUGGUUAUUGUGUUCCAUAAUGAAGGCUUCUCAACUCUUAUGCGCACAGUGCACUCUGUUAUUGAUAGAUCUCCUCCGCAGUUUUUGAAAGAAGUGUUGCUUGUGGAUGACUUCAGUGACAAAGCCAAUUUGAAAGAGCAAUUAGAAGACUACAUAACGAGAUGGAAUGGCAAAGUUCGAUUGAUACGCAACAAAGAACGUCAAGGCCUGAUCCGUACACGCACAACUGGAGCUGAAGAAUCUAGGGGUGAAGUCGUCCUAUUCUUAGAUGCUCACUGUGAAGUAAACAAGAACUGGCUUCCUCCCCUUCUUGCCCCAAUAUACAGAGACAAGCACACAAUGACAGUACCAGUGAUAGAUGGCAUAGACCACAGCACAUUUGAGUACCGGCCAGUUUACGGUCCUGGCACCAAUUUCCGGGGCAUAUUUGAGUGGGGCAUGCUGUACAAGGAGACAGAAUUACCAGCAGAAAUUGAACGCACACGCAAACACAAGAGUGCUCCUUACAAAGCACCUACACAUGCAGGAGGUCUCUUUGCUAUUAACAGAGAGUACUUUUUGAGUUUGGGAGCUUAUGACCCAGGACUGUUGGUUUGGGGUGGUGAAAAUUUUGAACUGUCAUUCAAGGUUUGGCAGUGUGGAGGCAGUAUUGAAUGGGUUCCUUGCUCUCGAGUUGGCCAUGUGUAUAGAGGAUUUAUGCCUUACAACUUUGGAAAAUUAGCUGAAAAGAAAAAGGGCCCACUUAUUACUAUCAAUUACAAGAGAGUUAUUGAGACAUGGUUUGAUGAUAAGUACAAGGAAUACUUCUACACACGAGAACCUCUUGCAAGAUAUUUAGAUAUGGGUGAUAUCAGUCAGCAGCUGGAAAUGAAGAAGCGUUUAGAAUGCAAGAGCUUCCAAUGGUUUAUGGAUAAUGUGGCGUAUGAUAUGCUAAGGAAGUAUCCCGAACUACCUCCCAAUCUUCAUUGGGGUGAGCUACGUAAUGCUGCUACUUCCCAGUGCCUUGAUACUAUGGGUCACCCAGCUCCAAGUUUGAUGGGUAUAGCACACUGUCAUGGGUUUGGUAACAAUCAGUUGAUACGGCUAAAUGCUGAAGGACAGCUAGGUGUAGGGGAGAGAUGUAUUGAUGCUGAUACCCAGGGGAUCAAGUUAAUUUUCUGCCAUUUAGGAACUGUGAAUGGUCCUUGGGAAUACGAUGAGACAAGUCAUUUGCUGUUCCACAAGAAGUUAGGGAAGUGUGCUUCUCUCCAUCCACAAAAUAACCAACUGUUGCUGCUUCCCUGCGACCCAGUCAACAACUACCAGAAGUGGAAUUUUAAGCAGAUUACCCCUAAGUGGUGAGAGGGUGUAAGAAAGGUUGUGAUAGUUUGUGCGUGAUUUUUUCCUGAGGACUGAAUUAUGUUUAAAUGAGUGUUGAAUAGAUAAAUAAGUAAAUGAGUUUAUAUGUAUGUACAUACAUAUAGUUUUAUGCAAAAGAAGGAAAUCACUAUUACCUGUAAAUUUUAAGAAGAGUUGUCAGUCAUUAAGUGUAGAAAAUAUGAUAAUCAGAAGUCCAUUGUGACUGCCAGUUGUGAUCCAAAUUACAUGAUAAUAUAUUCUAGUUAAUCAAAUAUAAGAAAAAAAUCUUGCACAUGGAAGGAGAAUACACCGUUCUUUGGACAGUGUAAUAUAUUUUAAUCCAAUGCUGUUGGGAACAUGUGAUAUCCACUGUACUGUUGCUUUGUAAAAUGUGUUUACACAUAGAUAGCACCACAAGUGCACAGCCACCAAGGAUUCAAUGAAUGGACUUGAUCUUACCUGAUUUCCCCCUUCUUUGAGUUUUUGGGAUUUGUUUUCUAAUGCUGUUGUUAUUGUUAUUGAGAUUAUAAUCAUGAUAUUAUUAACAAUACUAGUUGCAAUAUAAGUUAAGAAUAAUUCCAAAAAUUGAGGAAAAUGGUAAAAAGAUGAGAUAGGUAGGACUAGUGAUUGACUACUUUGUGAAGCCAUUUAUGAGUAAACACAAUUUGUAAACUAAACUCACACUGGGCAUGGUAUGUAUGUGCAUGCCAGCCCCAGCAACAUCGGGUUGAAUUAAAAUUUGCCCUAAUGUUUGUAUUCUGACAUUACAGUUUAUAGUUGAUCUAUAGAUAUUUAAUUUUAUACAGUGAGAUGUAAGAAGUCAGGUUACCAUUUUUAGUUUAUAAUAUCCAGAAAUAAACAUAGUGUGAUGUUAUGAACUCUGGUUAAAUACAGAAAAGUUAGCUAUUAUUUUAACAGCAUGUGAAAAAUUUUGCUUGAAAACAUUUUUGAUAACAGAGAAAAGGAAAUUUGGAGAAGUGCAACUCAGUCCUAACAAGAGAGAUGGACUGCUGAACAGAAGGGAAUACUAUUCCAUUUUUAGUAAAUUAUUGGACUAUAUAUUGUAUUUAUUUUAUUGGCUUUAGCAAAUGCUAAUGGAUAAUUUGAUUGUUAUCUAUUUUGUUUAUAUAGUCAAUAGAAAUAGGUGUUGUUUCCAAGUCGUUUUUUUUUUUCUUUUUUUUUACAGAAAUAGUAAAAAUAUUUCAUCUAGUACACUUCUUUUUGCAUAAUUUAUAAUUCUAAUCUUGAUUAUUUAAAGUGAAGGGAAAGCAUCUCCCACAUCCUUGGUUCUUCUGAAUUUAUUUUAGUAACAUGCAUUAAUUAUUGGUAAGAUGAUUCCAUUUUGAAUAGAUUAUAGAUGAAUACAUAUAUCUUGUGAUCCAUAUGGCAGAAUUAGAUGUAUUUAACCCCUUGGAUCUGGGUGACUUGACCUUCAUGUCACGAAGAAAUUUGGCUGAGAGCUGGAUGAUGGGAAUAUGUUGUCAUAAGUGCACAAAGCUCUUGGAGUGUGAUAAGACUCAGUGGGCAUUUAGGAAGGGGCUCUAGCAUUGUUUCCAUCAGUAAAUGAGUUUGGAAUCUACCAUUUGUGAGCCAUGACUGGGAUAGUGCUGGCUACAGUGAGGACACUAUUUUUAUGGUCAGAGUCCUUAUUCUGACAUAAAUGACAAUGUUAUUUAUUGUUCUAUGUAUUGCACAGAGAUAUUAAUUAACUACUUAGAGAGAUGACAUGGAAUCUGUGCAAGGCAACCAGUAUAUUACCUUCUUGAUGCAGCAUAUCAAAUGACAAAUAUAGAUCUUGAAAGAUUGGAAAAAACAACAAAAAAACAUUGCAAAGGAAUGUUUGUGUUGCCUGGGCCUACAAGACACACAUGGGAGAGUUGCCACUAAAGUAAGCUUAAUGGCCAGAUUUUGGGCCAGGUCCGGGCAGCGAGGCACCCGGAUCUAGUGGGUUAAGCAUGCAGUAGUUUUAGUACUACCAUGUGCUCUUUCAUCAACCUUUUUAUGCUUUGCCAGAUCAUAUUAUUUGUAAGUAUUUACAUGCAGAAAAGUAGUAAUUUAAAUAGCCUUCAAUAUUCAAUUUGGUAUAGAAAACUGACUGGUGUAAAUAGUAAAGACACAAGCAGAUACCAUAUUUUAUGUUCUUGAAUUAUUCUGAUAUUUCCCUGUUACUUUCUUGCUUUGUUCUCUCUCUUCUCUUUUCUUUAGUCUCUACCUUUGUAUCUCUUGUUUUCUUUAUCCCAGCCUCUCAUUUUUUAUUGUUAUUAUUGUACUGUAGAAGUGGCACUGGGUUAUUUAGUGUGUGUGGUGUAGAUCAUUCUUGGGUGUGUUUUUACUUAAAGCUGCAUUGAAUAAUUUUAUGUAAUGUUUUGCUCAUAACUUUAAUGAUAAUGAAAUGGCAUCACAAAUUAUUGAGAAUACUCUUGUGAUUCUUGAAAUAUGGACUUUUGAUAAACAGAUGUUUUUAUGAUCUUAAUAUGAUUAUGAAUCUGCUGUUAAUCUCAGUGUAUGUGUAUGCAAGUAUGAGAGCUAGGGCUUUAUUGGUUUACUUAACUUUUCCAUGAUUUUGAGAAAUGGUGUUGAUUGAUUUAGCCUUUGUAUAAAUGAUUUGAUGUGAAAAAUUAAUAAUUUUUUAAAAAAUUUAUGUAAGUCUGUUGACUUCAGCCUUGCCCCUUCCUUCGUUUAGCUCUUAAAUUUUGGAAUAGAAUUUACCUUAAAGAGUACAGUCAGGUUUGUAUUAAAAAUGAUUCAAGAAAUUGGUUAAAAUUAACCCCCCGAUUACUUUUUCAUUGUACCUAAUCUUUACACCAUUUACUAAUCCCAUACUCUCUAUUAAGAUGUAGUAAAUAUUGAAAAGAAGAGUGAUGCAACUGCAUCUUAACUGCUUUAACCCCUUACCAAUGGGAAAGCCUAUAAUUGGGUAACCUCUAACCAUCAUUAGUUGGUCUUGCACUAGUUCUCUGGAGCUCCCAGAAAGGCUACCUGGCUGGCUGCAAGCAGCAAGGAUCAGGUGAACUGCUCUGACAGAUCCCAUUAGAAGUGCUGAAGAGUGAAUUUUUGGACUGGUGUCAAGGGGGUAAAGUCUAAAGAUUAAUAGAAAUAUGGCAUUGAAAGUAAGAUGCAUAAAUCUUCAUAAGGUUUGGUAUCACAACUUUAUUUAUCAGUUUAAUAUAAUCAGAAAAUGGUAAUUGUUUUUAGUUCAAUUGUAAAAAAAUAAUGAAAGAUGAGUUGGUUAAGACAGUAAUAUGAAAAAGAUAAGAUACUUAUUCUUUUGUAUAUAUAUUUUUUUCAGUUGUAGGGUUUUUGGUAUUUCUUGCAACUCAAGGGUUUUGAGCUAAGAUGGUGCUGGAAGAGACAAUGUACUUUUUUUUUAUAUUCCUUUGUUGCUAUUUUUAAUUCUGAUCUGUGCACAGAUGAGGUAGUUUGUUUUUUAAAUGUGAUUUUUGUGAGAUUUAAGUCUUAUGCAUGUGUCGAAUAAUUAAAUUACAAGCUUUCUGUAUAUUGUUGACCAGUAUGAACAUUCCUUACCUUAUUCCGUAAUUGAGUUCUGUGAUCUCAUUUUCUUUUGAAAAAUUCUGCAAUAUUUAGAAUUCCACACUUUAUUGCAUGAACAUUUUCAUACAUUUUGUUUUUUUGUAUUUUGUGUGUGUGUAUGGGAUGAAGGAUCUGUAAGUAUAAUGUGCAUAAAACUUGAAAGUCCUUAUGAUUUAACACAAAAAAAUGCUCAUGAGUAGUUACACCUCUUGCACCUAAGCAAAUAUACUUUCAGUGAUAUCACUGUAUUUGUUUUCUUUUGGUGAUCCAGCAAUGAGAGCAGGGCUAGUGUAUGGUAAAAUGUCUAAUUUUCUUUAAAAAAAAGGGGGAAAAUGAAAUAGAUAAAUAUAUGUAUAUUAGGGGGAUGCAUUAGGAGAUUCCAAGUGGAGGUUUUAGUAUUUUUCUUGUCAUAAUGUAUUUGGUCAAAUAUGGAUUUUUUUGUGAUAAUAUUCUGCUAAAGUUGUAAGAAAAGAAACAAAGCAAAAACAUAUCUUUUUCUUUUCUUUCUUUUUCAAACUGAGAAUUUGAGGUAAUUAUUUUUUGGAACUGUUGAUAAUAUUGAUAUUAAAAUUCUGUAUAUUUUCUUAGGCAUAACAUUUUAAAGAAAUGAAUUUGAGUAUUUUUGGUGGACGAUCUGGGAAAUAAAUAAAAUUGCAGAUCAUAGAUAGGAUGGUAAAUAGCAAUACUAAUACUUAUAAUGUUUUAAAUCUUUGAGUUUGAGAGAUAGUUAUUAUUGUUACCAAUGCCAGGUAAACAUAGGAAUUGUAAACACUUUCAAAAUAAUUUUUCUUUUGCACACAUAUUAGUUCAGACAUUCUGAGAAUUAAUUUAACCUAAGUUACAUACUAUGUUCUUUGUUUGUCUGUGCUGAAUUAAUUUAUAGGAAAUGGUUUACCUGUCAAAUAUGGAGUAUAUCACAAGCCAAUAAUUGUAAUUCAUAAGAUUCCUUAGCAUUUGGCAUGGUCUCCUUUACUCUAGGGUUUUCCUUCUGAUGUUAAAUCAUUAAGUAUAUGAAUUUAUUAAAAGAAAUUAUGAAGCAUUUUACUUGGAGGCCUGGAGAGAAAUAGCAGAACACAAAAUAUAAAUUAUAUAAAAAAAGGUGCAUUGGUUCCUUUCAAUGUAAAUACCAUGUGUGUGGUUUUUGCCUCUUACCUUUAUUCCUUCAGUGAAGAAAAGCAAUAAAUGUUACAUUAAAUUUCCAUGUGCAAUAUCAGUAUCGGUAUUAGGUAAAUUUAUUACUGUGUGCAUUUUUAUUUUUUUCUUUAAUUUAUUUUUUAUUUUUUUAUUUAAUUUAUUUUUUAUUUUUAUGUAUUCAUUUAUUUAUUUAUUUAUAAGCUAACCAUAUUCACCCUAAAAGAUUUACACUGUUGUCAGAAUCUGCUAUUUAUAGAUGUUUAAACUUAAAAUGCAUUGAUUCUGCAUCUUCUACCUUUUUAGUUCUGAAUACAGAAUUUUAAAAUUGUAAAAAUAAAUUCUGUAGGAUAAGAUGACACUAUGAAAACUACAAUGUUAGGUGAUUCCGACGAUUAGCAUGGGGACGGCAGAUAAAGUAGGUCUUUCACAGAACAUACAGGUCUAUGGUAAGGACAUGACAAUCAUUUAUUAAUAACUAGUUUUUCCUGUUAAUUUAUCCAUUAAUUUUAUUCCAUAUACUAAAUAUAAAGUAACUAAUUGAGGUUGAAAUAUUCCACUAUAUGAUGAUUACUGAUUGCAUUUUGAUAUUCUAAUACAGAGAGUAAUGUACAUGCACUACCUACACCUUUCCUGCACAUACUGACAAAUGCACAUGCACUUGACAUGAUAUUUCUCUAAUUUUUCUGUGAUAAAACAUGAAAUUUAUUUGAAUAAUACACAUUCCUAAGGUUGAGUGUGGCUUAGGCAGUGGCAUCUGUGAAAGUGGUUUAAUUUUAUACUUUCAGGCAUUUAUCAGCAAAGGCUAAAAAUGUUGCUUGCAUUUUCACUUUCAAAUUGUCCUGUGGAUUACAGUGAAGAGAAAUAAAGAUAUUUUUAA
This is a messenger RNA of Penaeus indicus, 7314 nucleotides long. It is a transcript of the gene Pgant7, whose product is annotated as N-acetylgalactosaminyltransferase 7-like. Gene Ontology annotation, cellular component: Golgi apparatus. Gene Ontology annotation, molecular function: polypeptide N-acetylgalactosaminyltransferase activity. The transcript has 11 exons. Lineage: Eukaryota; Metazoa; Arthropoda; Malacostraca; Decapoda; Penaeidae. Bases 33 to 1775 code for a protein of 580 amino acids. The record is from RefSeq and is a predicted model, not a curated record. Gene Ontology annotation, biological process: protein O-linked glycosylation.